AUGCUACUGGAUUGGAAGGCUUGUAAAAAUGUAAAAGAGGCUCUCCGUUGGUGUUUAUUCAAAGAAAAUCAAAUAGGAGCUCUGGUUCUAAACAACAAAAAGAAAAGGCUUACUAUUAAGGAAAAAGCUCAAUAUUGUGCAAAAACUAAAGAUGUAUGGAAUAUUUGGUUACAUGCUUUAGACUUAGCUGUGUUAAAAAAUAAUAUAGAUGAAGCAAUUGUGAUAGCCAGUUCUCGUGUUUCACAAUUUCAUAGAGAGUUAGCAGAAGCUGGAAGCCAACUUGAACAGCAAUUACCCAAUCCACCUAAAACUCUCAAACACUUUUCCUUAGAGGAAGGACUUAGAAGAAUUCAAAAUAUCAAUACUACUAAAAUCUCUACUAUAUAA
Cetraspora pellucida is the source of this 387-nucleotide messenger RNA. Lineage: Eukaryota; Fungi; Glomeromycota; Glomeromycetes; Diversisporales; Gigasporaceae. The record is from the annotation of a GenBank genome assembly.